AUGCAAAAUAUACAGAGUACAGAAGGAGUUCAGUAUAGUUCCCAUCCUCUGAUGGCAGCCAUGAGACCAAGAGUUCAGCCUCCAGAUGUUAGGCAGCCUGUAAUGAUACAGCAUGGUCAGCUGACUACCGUUAACCAAUCACAGCUCAGUGUAUAGCUUGGUGUGAAUAUGGUGAGAAACAAUGUUUCCCAUAACUUACCAUCACCACCUGGAAGCAAGUCUGCAACUCCAUUGCCAUCCAGUUCAGUCCAUGAAGAUGAAGGGGAUGAUACCACUAAGAUAACAGGUGAAGAGAAAUGGCCUGCUUCUGAUACAGGAAACAAACCAAAAAGUCAUAAAAAGAAAAAGAAGGACCCUAACGAGCCUGAGAAGCCUGUAUCAUCCUAUGCAUUAUUCUCCCGAGAUACCCAGGCAGUCAUCAAAGGCCAAAAUCCAAAUGCUACUUUUGGUGAGGUCUCUAAAAUUGUAGCCUCAGUGUGGGAAGGUUUAGGAGAGGAGCAAAAACAGAUCUACAAAAGAAAAACCAAAGCAGCAAAGACAGAAUACCUGAAGCAGCUAGCAGCAUACAGAACAAGCCUCGUAUCGAAGAAUUACAGUGAUCCUGUUAAUGUUAAAACAUCCCAGCCUCUUCAGCGGAUUAAGUGUAAAAAGUCAGUGUUCCAUGGGUCCACCCACGCUCAUUCAGCCCUCUUCCCGAGUUCCCACUCUCACCAACAGCCAAGAAUGAAGACUCAAGUAACUGCCAUGCACCCUAUUCUUCCCAGGAACAUAGCACCAAAACCUGAUAACCAAAGGCCAGUGACUGUCUCUAUAGCUAACGGGACAGUGUCUCCUCCUCAGAUUAGCCCACCUCUUCACCAGAAGCACCAGCCAAUCACAGAGCAGCCAGUUGGAAACCAACUACCAAUGCAGGUCCAGUCUGCCUUACAUUUACCCACAAUGCAACAAGUUUGUAAGAUUGUCAGUGAAAAAGACGGAGGCCCCCCGGAGCCUCCUUGUCCAUUACCAGCCCCACCCGCAACAGAGGAUGAGUCUAGGAAGGAUUGUGAUUCUGUGUCCAUCAACAUGCCCUUAGAUGAUUUCUCCUCCCAAACACUCUGCUUCCGCAUUCAGUUCCUCCAACAGACGUUGAUGUUUAAGAAAGAGAAAGCACAGCUGCUUAAGGAACUACGGCUCCUUGAUUUGGAACUCGCUGAUUGCAUUCCUGGCCCUGCUGUUGCUCUCACUGUCCCUACAGUAACCUCCAAACCCAAAUCCGAAUCCCCUGUUUUGGCCCCCCUCCCCCACACUUAA
This is a messenger RNA of Vombatus ursinus (common wombat), 1293 nucleotides long. Its product is annotated as thymocyte selection-associated high mobility group box protein TOX-like. The record is from RefSeq and is a predicted model, not a curated record. Gene Ontology annotation, molecular function: chromatin DNA binding. Gene Ontology annotation, biological process: regulation of transcription by RNA polymerase II; leukocyte differentiation. Lineage: Eukaryota; Metazoa; Chordata; Mammalia; Diprotodontia; Vombatidae. Gene Ontology annotation, cellular component: nucleus.